AUGGCGGCGAUGGCGCUAGGCGUCGUGACGGCCGGUGACGUGAAGGUGUUGACGCCCGACAACUUCGACGAGGUCGUGGACGGCUCCAAGCACGUGCUCAUCAAAUUCUACGCGCCGUGGUGCGGCCACUGCAAGAGUAUGGCUCCUACCUACGAGACGGUGGCCACGGCCUUCAAGAAGGCGGACAAUGUGGUGGUGGCCGAAGUAGAUGCCGACAACUACAAGGAUCUGGGAUCCAAGUACGGCGUUACGGGCUUUCCCACGCUCAAGUACUUCCCCGAGGGCUCCACGGAACCCGAGGACUACAAGGGCGGCCGCAGCGAGGACGAUUUCGUCAACUUUUUGAACGAAAAGGCCGGCACGCACGUGCGUGUGGCCAAGGCUCCGAGCCACGUGGCUGCGCUGACCGAGGCGGACUUCGACGCCGAGGUUAUCCACUCCAAGAAGCACGCUAUCGUCGAGUUCUACGCCCCGUGGUGCGGCCACUGCAAGCAGCUGGCCCCGACCUACGAGGAGGUCGGUGCUAUCUUCGAGGGAGAGGACGAUGUGCUCAUUGCCAAGGUGGACGCUACUGCCAACUCGGAGCUGGCCAGUCGCUACAACGUCAAGGGUUACCCGACGCUCUUCUACUUCCCUCCUGGCUCGGAUGAGCCUGAGGACUACUCGAACGGCCGUGACAAGGCUUCGUUCGUUGAGUUCAUUAACGAGCACGCUGGCACGCACCGCACGGUGGACGGUGGACUCACGGCUGAGGCUGGACGCGUUGAGGAGAUUGACGUGAUCAUCUCGGAGAGCGGCGACAUCACGACUGACGUGCAGAAGAAGGUGCAGACUGUUGUCGACGGCCUCGAGGGUAGCGACGCCAAGUACGGCUCGCUCUACGUUAAGGCCAUCAAGAAGGUCGUCGCCAAGGGCCCGACGUACGUGGACGCGGAGAUCAAGCGUCUUGAGGGUCUACUGGAGAACGACAACGUGUCGCCCCAGAAGAAGACGCUCUUCGGACUCCGCAAGAACAUCCUUCAGUUUUUCCAGGAGAAGCAGAACGAGAAGACCGAGCUGUAA
Molecule: messenger RNA, 1062 nt
Organism: Phytophthora nicotianae INRA-310
Lineage: Eukaryota; Oomycota; Peronosporomycetes; Peronosporales; Peronosporaceae
Product: protein disulfide-isomerase domain
Exons: 1
Coding region: 1-1062 (353 amino acids)
Biological process (GO): protein folding
Cellular component (GO): endoplasmic reticulum
Molecular function (GO): protein disulfide isomerase activity
Source: RefSeq, a predicted model, not a curated record